AUGAGCGCAACUACGAUGGGGCCCGAGCAGCAAGAUCGCCUCGCAGAGGUCCCCCCCUCGCAAAUGGACCAAGAUAAUCAGUCCGAUACUAGCAUCGACGAUGAUCUCUCCCCUUCGGUCACCACCCCUCCUUCCUCCGCCUCGAUACCGUCUUUGCGACCGGAUCGCAACAUGACUGCUGGUAUCACCGCUUCCUCGACACAUCUCGGCCAGGUCAAUGCCGCUCGGCGUGGCGUGGGGACCGCUGGUCGCCCACACCCGUCGAUGAGUGGCGCACAGCCCGGUGGCUUGAAUCAGGAUAUUUUAGCGAAGAUGAAAGCUUUCUCCCUUUCCCGGCAGGGCGCUCCCCCGCAUCUACCCCAUGCGGUUUCCACCGGAACAAUCCCGACAUCCCGAUCGGGUGCGUCAGGGAGUCCUGGCCCUAUGGCGGGCCAGUCGCCGUCGGUGAUGAACGGACCGUUGGCAGGCGCAUUUGCCGGACGCCUCCCCCCUACAGCGCGCCCGAAUACCAAAAACUGGGUUUCUUCCCCUUCGAUUCCAGGAGCCUCAAGUCCCCAAUCGUCGUCCCCCAGACCCGGUGGACUGGCGGCGAAAAGAAUGAAGCCUGGACUCAAGUUGUCGGAUGCUACCGGCUCGAACAGUGGGCCGGCCGAUAACUCAUCCAGCCAGAACUCGGAUGCGACUGGAGGGUCAGCGUUCAGCAAAUACUCGGAGUACAUCGACACAAAAGCGGGAACACUCAACUUCAAGAACAAGGCUAUCCUCCACGGCGGCGGUGUCGAGUUCUCGUCGGGCCACAGUUUCAGCAUUUCGCUGGAUGAGGUUGAGCGCCUGGAUGAGCUAGGCAAGGGUAACUACGGCACAGUGUACAAAGUCCGACAUAGCCGACCACAGAUGCGCAAGCCCGGUAUGGGGCUGCGUGGAGUCAUCAGUCGCCCAGCGGGAUCCGACAAUGACAACAGCGCCGGCGGAAAACCGCCGGACAACCUUUCUGGAUACAUCAUGGCAAUGAAGGAGAUCCGUCUGGAACUCGACGAAAACAAAUUCGCGCAGAUCAUUAUGGAACUGGAUAUCCUCCAUCGCUGCGUCUCACCGUUUAUCAUCGACUUUUACGGGGCCUUCUUCCAGGAAGGCGCAGUGUACAUGUGUGUGGAGUACAUGGAUGGAGGGUCUAUCGAUAAACUUUACAAGGACGGCAUGCCGGAGAACAUCCUUCGAAAAGUUGCGCUAUCCACCGUGAUGGGCUUGAAAACCCUCAAGGACGAUCACAACAUCAUUCACCGGGACGUGAAGCCUACCAACAUCCUGGUCAACUCCCGGGGCCAGAUCAAGAUCUGCGAUUUCGGUGUGAGCGGGAAUCUGGUGGCGAGUAUCGCCAAGACGAACAUUGGCUGUCAGAGCUACAUGGCCCCCGAACGGAUUGCCGGAGGUGGCGUGCAGCAAUCCGGGGCGCCUGGCGGUGGAACGUACAGCGUGCAAAGCGAUAUCUGGAGCUUGGGACUGACUUUGAUUGAAUGUGCUAUUGGUCGAUACCCGUAUCCUCCGGAGACAUUCAACAACAUUUUCAGCCAGCUGCAUGCUAUUGUGCACGGAGACCCACCCACUCUCCCAGAGACCGGAUAUUCAGAAGAGGCGCAGUCAUUUAUCCGUGCCUGCCUGGACAAGAACGCCAGCAAACGUCCUUCGUAUAGCAUGUUACUCAGGCACCCUUGGCUUGCACCGUUGAUGAAGCCUCCUACCCAGGCCAAUGGCGCCGACGAGACACCUGUGCCUCAGCCCGAUACUCAUCCAGGGCCGAGUACGGUUACGGAGGAUGAAGAAGUUGCUGCAUGGGUCAAGGAGCGACUCGAGCGUCGCCAACAGGGCCUGCUGCCGCACCCCGAGAAACCGGCGUUGCAUGCAGUUGCGUUGGAUGCAGUGCCCGGCAGUCCCCUGCUUGACGAUCCCUCGCACCUAGCUGCACAAUCAUGA
Molecule: messenger RNA, 1971 nt
Organism: Aspergillus clavatus NRRL 1
Lineage: Eukaryota; Fungi; Ascomycota; Eurotiomycetes; Eurotiales; Aspergillaceae
Gene: pbs2
Product: mitogen-activated protein kinase kinase PBS2
Exons: 2
Coding region: 1-1971 (656 amino acids)
Biological process (GO): MAPK cascade; protein phosphorylation; cellular hyperosmotic response
Molecular function (GO): MAP kinase kinase activity; ATP binding
Source: RefSeq, a predicted model, not a curated record